UCUGCGUGCCUCGUGCUGCACAGCGUGAAUCUGACGGGGAGCGUGCUGACCAUCGCGCGCACGCAGGCGGUGGCGGUGUUCCGCGACUCUGUUGGCGUGCUGGUUUUUGGCGGCGUAGCGCUGCAUUCGCGCGGUGCGCUGUACGUGGACGGGCUGUCGGUGCAAACGGCGCUGGGGCUGUGCGUGUCGGUGGAGGGCGGUGUUGCGGCCAGUGGCGGCUCCGUGGUGGCGUUUGUUGACAGCGACUUCCUGCUGUGCAAGCACGCGGUGUCUGUGCGUGGGGCUGUGAGCGUGUCGGGCUCAGCUGUGGCGCUUGUGCGGAGCGAAUUUGUGUCGACGGAGGACUACGCGGUGGCGUUUUAUUCGACGGUGAGCCUGGCCGGCGGGUCGAUGCUUCUGGCGAAGGGCAACGUGCACGACGGCGUCUCGAGGGAGAUGCUCUACGCCGCUGGCGCCGUGACCGCUUCUGGGAGCACGCUGAGCUUUGUGCGCAACCGAGUGCUGCUGCCGCGGAUGCUGUCGCUGAGUCUGUCGCUUGCGGCUGGGGCGCAUUUGAGGGUGGCAUGCAACGACGCUGGCGGACGUGUCCUGUCGACGGCGGAGGAGUACGCAGCGGCUGGUUUUGGCGACGCUGGGAGCAUCGACGUUGCUGGGUGCGACGCCUGCGACAGGGACAUUUACUGCUACGCGCCCGGGACGGCGUCUGCGAGCAUGACGGACGGUGUGUGCGUGUGCGCGUGCGGCAGCGGCGGGUAUGGCGAGGCGUGCGUGUCUGUGGGUGCUCCCACACUGCCGCCCGCUGCGGGCAUUGCGCCGAGUGUGUUUCUCCGCGAGGGCGUGACGGUGCACUCUGUGUUCGUUGUGCCUGCCGGCGCGAGCGAGGUGACGCUGCGCCACGUUGUGCUGGACGGCGUGAGUCCGGUGCUCUACGUGCCGUGGAUGGCACGAGACGGCGUGCGGAUCGUUGUGCAGAACGUGUCGCUGCUGAACGGCGCCGUGCUGUACGUGAUGGGUGGUGGAGCGUUGCGCGGUGCGGCGGGGAGCGACGAGAGCGGGCCGGUGGAGCUGUCGGUGUGCGAUUUGGAGGCGCUGAACGGUGCGCUUGUGCUGACCGGCACGUUCCCCGCGGGGUCCGCGCUGACGGUGACGGACUCCCUGCUGGUUGCCGCGAGGCCGACGCCGCUUGUGUAUCUUCCCGGCUCGCGGUCCUCGCCGUACGCACCGGUGCUGGUGCUGUCGGGCCUGCGGCUCGUGCGGUCCGUGCUGGUUGUGUCCGGCGUUGCCCUCGUGACCGUGAUGACUGGUGGGCGGACGGUGGUGGUGGACGGCGCCGUGCUGGAGCUCGUCGGCGGCGGUGUCGCGCUGGACGCGGCUGUGUUCGGUGGCGAAUAUGCGUUGUACGCGAGUGCGCGCGUGGUGGCAUCGGAGGGCGCUGUGAUGCGCGUGUCGGGGAGCCAGGUGUACGCCGCGCAUGGGUUGGUGUUCGACAGCGGGGUGGAGGCCAACGCGUCCGCCGUCGUAAUGAACGACAACACCGGUGUGCUGACCGAUGGCGCGCUGCUGGUGCUGCGGGGGUCGGCGUCGUUUGCGUCCGGGUCGUGGCUGUCGGUGCGCGGCGACAGCAUCAGCGGCAGGCUCCUUUCGCUGCCGUCGUACCCGCGCAGUGUGGAACUCGCGCAGAGCACGCUGACGCUCCACGGGAACGCCGGCAGUGGGUCCGUUGUGAUGGACGGCACCGUU
Trypanosoma cruzi is the source of this 1740-nucleotide messenger RNA. RefSeq names its product dispersed gene family protein 1 (DGF-1), putative. NCBI's taxonomy places the organism in Eukaryota, Euglenozoa, Kinetoplastea, Trypanosomatida, Trypanosomatidae. The annotation marks the transcript as partial. The transcript has a single exon. The record is from RefSeq and is a predicted model, not a curated record.